AUGACUUCCUUCUACAUGACCUCAAGCCAACCUCUGGGCAGCACCCAGAACCCUGGAGAAAGAAGUGUCUGCCCCUCCUCCAUUGAUGUUGGGUACCACCCUGGCUUAGAGGAAAAGGUUGCCUGUCAGGGCCUCCUGGCCAGCCUGGCACAUGUCAACCGAGCUCGAGUGGGGACCACCCCUCUGGGCCGACCCAACCUCUGCCUGCCCAACAGCUGCCACAACGCUUGCCCCUUGCCGGGAACCCGCAACAUUCCUGCCAACGUCGGAAGCUGUGGGGCCUAUGGUGAAGGCACCCUGAACGGCCAUGAGAAGGUGACCAUGCAGUUCCUGAAUGACCGCCUGGCCAACUACCUGCAGAAGGUGCGGCAGCUGGAGCAGGAGAACGCGGAUCUGGAGACCAAGAUCCGGGAGUGGAGCAAAUGCCAUGAGACCACCAUGUGCCCUAACUACCAGAGCUACUUCCAGACCAUUGAGGAGCUCCAGCAGAAGAUCCUGUGCAGCAAAGCUGAGAAUGCCAGGCUGGUUAGCCAAAUUGACAAUGCCAAACUGGCUGCUGAUGACUUUAGGAUCAAGCAUGAGAGUGAGCACUCCCUGCGCCUGCUGGUGGAGGCAGACAUGUGUGGGAUGCACAAGCUCCUGGAUGACCUGAGCCUGGCCAAGGCCGACCUGGAGGCCCAGCAGGAGUCCCUGAAGGAGGAGCAGCUCUGCCUCAAGAGCAACCACGAGAAGGAAGUGAACAUUCUAAAGUGCCAGCUGGGAGACAGGCUCCGGAUUGAGCUGGACACGGAGCCCACCGUGGACCUGAGCAGGGUGCUGGAGGAGAUGCGGUGCCAGUACGAGACCAUGGUGGAGACCAACCGGCGUGAUGUGGAGCAGUGGUUCGAAGCUCAGUCUGAGGGCAUCAGCCUGCAGGCCUCGUCCUGCUCUGAGGAGCUGCAGUGCUGCCAGUCGGAGAUCCUGGAGCUGAGAUGCACGGUGAACGCCCUGGAGGUGGAGCGCCAAGCCCAGCACCACCUGAAAGACUGUCUGCAGAACUCCCUGUGUGAGGCCGAGGCCCGCUUCGGCACCGAGCUGGCCCAGAUGCAGUGCCUGAUCAGCACCGUGGAGGAGCAGCUGGCCGAGAUCCGGGCUGACCUGGAGCGGCAGAACCAGGAGUACCAGGUGCUGCUGGACGUCAAGGCCCGGCUGGAGUGUGAGAUCGCCACGUACCGGAACCUUCUGGAGAGCGAGGACUGCAAACUUCCCUGCAAUCCCUGCUCUACACCGGCCUCCUGUACCCUUCGUCCAAGCUGUCCCCCGCCAGCCUGUGGAUCUUCAUGA
Molecule: messenger RNA, 1323 nt
Organism: Pipistrellus nathusii (Nathusius's pipistrelle)
Lineage: Eukaryota; Metazoa; Chordata; Mammalia; Chiroptera; Vespertilionidae
Source: the annotation of a GenBank genome assembly